CGCUAAAACACAACAAAACCUUCAAGAACAUAUCAAUUUAUUAUUUAUCUACAGAAAAUGGAUCUUGAUUUAUUACAAGAUCUGCCCAUGUUGAGUUUCCCAUCACCCAUCAAGAUCCGAUCCAACAACAGAGAUGAUGACGGCGGCGGCGGCGGCGGCUGCUGCACCACUCCCACUUCCUCCGGCCACAAGAUUCCUCCCUCCACCGCCACUACUCCUCCUCCUCCGCCUCAAAAACGCCGUGCACCUCCCUCGUCUCUCGUCUACAGAUCUUGCAAGAGGAAGCUUUUGACGGCAUCAAAGUUUGAGAUCAUCGUCAACAAAGAUGAGAUAGAUCGCUUCUUCUCCUCUGUUUACAACCAGACGAUGACGUCAUCCCCCACCAGCACCACUACCACCACGACGUCGACCCUCGCGGUUGCUAGGCGACGGAGAAGCUUCCGUUCUUGUUCCAGAAGAUGAUCAAUAAUUGAGAUUAACCACAAACAUGCUAAAAGGUUCCUUCAUCUCGGUAGCUUUUUUCUAUUUUAUUUAUUUUAUGUAAUGAUUCUCAACUUUAAUUUACACGUCGAUCCACUCUAUAAAUAUACAUGUGCCAUCCAUCGGUGGAAUCUUUUGUUUGUUACUAAUUUCAUUUAGUUAUGAAAAUUUUCAAUAAUAUAUUUUGUUUGUAAACGGAAGAUCACUCACACGGUAUAUAAAUUUCCACUGAGACAUAAUUUUUCUUUGAUGAACAUCAACUUUCAUUAAUUAAACGAUGAAUACAA
This is a messenger RNA of Eruca vesicaria subsp. sativa (arugula), 767 nucleotides long. Lineage: Eukaryota; Viridiplantae; Streptophyta; Magnoliopsida; Brassicales; Brassicaceae. The record is from the annotation of a GenBank genome assembly.